Molecule: messenger RNA, 849 nt
Organism: Tilletiopsis washingtonensis
Lineage: Eukaryota; Fungi; Basidiomycota; Exobasidiomycetes; Entylomatales
Product: deoxyribose-phosphate aldolase
Exons: 3
Coding region: 39-830 (263 amino acids)
Biological process (GO): deoxyribonucleotide catabolic process; carbohydrate catabolic process
Cellular component (GO): cytoplasm
Molecular function (GO): deoxyribose-phosphate aldolase activity
Source: RefSeq, a predicted model, not a curated record
CCCUCUCCCACCCCGUACCUCGUGCUCUUCGCUCCGCCAUGGCCGCACCGCUCUCCGCCGACGGCCUCACGCGCGAGGUGGCCGCGCUGCUGGGCGCGCUGCCCGACACGCUGCCCGCGCUCUCGCCGCUGCCCACGCUGCCGGCGCCCGACGCGCUGCCCGGCCUCAUCGACCACACGCUCCUCGCGCCUCACUCGACGCCCGCCGACAUUGAGCGCGUGAGCGCUGAAGGAGCAGCUUUGAAGGCUGCCACCGUCUGCGUCAACUCGUCGAUGGUGCCCUUUGCGGCGGCGGCGCUCAAGGGCCACGCCACGCGGCCCAUCGCGACCAUCGGCUUUCCCUUUGGCGCGGGCGGCAGCGCGGCCAAGGCGCUCGAGGCACGCACCGCGGUGGAACAGGGCGCUGCCGAGAUUGACAUGGUGCAGAAUGUCGGUCUGUUGCGCGCCGGGCGCCUGCACGAGGUGUACCUCGAUGUGCUCGGCGUCGUCGAGGCCAGCAAGCCGGCGCCCGUCAAGGUGAUCCUCGAGACGGCCUCGCUGCAGCGCGAGGAGAUCGCCAUCUCGUCUCUGAUCUCUUGUCUCGCCGGCGCGGCGUUCAUCAAGACGAGCACCGGCUACGGCCCCGGCGGCGCCACGCCCGAGGCCGUGCGGCUGAUGCACUUCGUCGCGGCGCCGCGCGGCGUCGCCGUCAAGGCCAGCGGCGGCAUCCGCACGCUCGCUGCCGUGCGCACCAUGGUCGAGAGCGGCGCCACGCGCGUGGGCGCCAGCGGCACGGCGGCCAUAGUAAGCGAGGCGCGAGGUGGUGCUGCGGCUACGGGCAGUGGCUACUAAUGGAAUGCAAAGUCACCCG